UCAAUUCAACUAAACUCAUAUUUAACUUUCUUCUCAGCCAGGAGCCAGGUCUACAUUGUCAUUGCUGGGCCGUUCGCGUUGAUAAGAGCGGGGGCGCGCAAACGAUAGGAAGCACCCCACCCUCAAGAGCACGAAGCCUUGCGCGUGCUCAAGAGACAGUAGUUUCCGUUUUGUUUCCUGCGUGUUGUGGGCAGAUUUCUGCGCGGAGCGCCUACUCUCCACUGCUUGCCAGCUUUGAAAACGCUUAAAUUGCAGAGUCAGCGGCAUACUCCUGACACAACAGGCACGGUCCAUUGAGGAACCCAGAUAUGGAUGCUGAGCAGAACCAGGUGUUGGACACCGCAUCAGAGACUCGCGAGCAACAGGAGACUGGAGCAGGAGACUGCCCCCAGUCACAACACGACUCUCCAAUAGAUCCUGCAGAAUCACCAGUGACGAGGCAAGAAAUGGAGCAUUUGCAAGAUGUGGUUACAGAAUCAGGACCGUCAGAAGACACGCAAGAGACGGCGCCUAAAGCAGAAAAAUCCCCAAUGAAAAUGGUUGUAUCUCCUGAGAAGGUUCCAGAGACCUCUACAGAAGUUGUGACUAAAGCAGAGAAGUACCCAGAAAAACAACCAGAACUAGAGAGCUCAACAGAGGUCUCUGAGCCAGCUACAGCAAUGUACGUAGAACGUGAAAACAUCCAGACCGCAGAGCCUAAAAAGCAGCCAAUGCCAGAGAGAACACCAGAGCCUCUAGCAGAGAAUAACAUUGAAACUGCGCCAGAGAAAAUAGCAGAACCCGUCCCAGAGGCUGUUAAACUGUCUGAGCAGGCAGCGCCCGAGCUUGUCACACAGCCAGAAUCUGAGGACGUGAAACUGCUCGAACCAGAAGAGAAAGGGCCUGAGGAAUCUGAGAAUCAGGCAGAAUCUGGUAUUGUGUUGGAGGUGGUGCCAGAGAUGCCAGCGGAGCCUGAAACUGUAAAGGAAGUGGAGGCAGACAGAGCGACCGACGCUGAAAUUGUACCGGAACCAGAGCCAAAGAAAUCAGUAGCGGCUGAGACUGUGAAGAAAGUGGAAGCAGAGAAACCGGUAGCAGCUGAGAUUGUGAAGAAGGUGGAAGCAGAGAAACCGGUAGCGGCUGAGACUGUGAAGAAGGUGGAAGCAGAGAAACCGGUAGCGGCUGAGACUGUGAAGAUGGUGGAAGCAGAGAAACCGGUAGCGGCUGAGACUGUGAAGAUGGUGGAAGCAGAGAAACCGGUAGCGGCUGAGACUGUGAAGAUGGUGGAAGCAGAGAAACCGGUAGCGGCUGAGACUGUGAAGAUGGUGGAAGCAGAGAAACCGGUAGCGGCUGAGACUGUGAAGAUGGUGGAAGCAGAGAAACCGGUAGCGGCUGAGACUGUGAAGAUGGUGGAAGCAGAGAAACCGGUAGCGGCUGAGACUGUGAAGAUGGUGGAAGCAGAGAAACCAGUAGCGGCUGAGACUGUGAAGAUGGUGGAAGCAGAGAAGACAGUAGCAGCUGAGACUGUGAUGGAAAAGAAACUGGUAGAAGCUGAAAUUGAAAAAGAAGUCGGGUCAGAGAAACAGGCAGAAGGUGAUGCAGUGGAGCAGCAGAAGGCAGAAGUUGUCGAGCAGGUCCCUGCUCCUGGCACUUUGUCUUUCGCUUUCCUGGAGCAUGAGCAGACCAAAGCCACCCUUCGCACCUCUCGCACUCUAAUCAUCCUCCGAGGCCUCCCCGGCAGCGGCAAGAGCCUCUUGGCACGUGCCAUUGCAGAUAGCUACCAGGGUCUCUGCACUGUCUGCUGUGCUGAUGACCAUGGUGUGAAACCAGAGAGUCCAGAAGCAUCGGCAGAUGGGUACAAGGCUUUUGACGAUGCUGUGGUAGCCUGCUGCAGUGUAGGAACAUCUGCUCAAGUGAUUGUGGUGGAUGACACCAACCAUACCCAUGAUCGGCUGGCCCGUCUGGGGGAAGUAGCAGAGCAGCACCGGCUGGUGGCCAUGUUUCUGGAGCCCCGCACUGAGUGGAGCAGAGACUUGCCACAGUUGGCCAAGAGAACUCUGCGGGGGCUAGAGGAAUCCCAGAUCCAGGCCAUGAAAGUUCCUCUUGAGGAGACAUCCCUGCCCCUUUUCUUUGGCUGGUUCCUUCUCCCUGGCAUCCAGGACAAGGUCAGGUGCACGUCCAUGGAUUUCCUGAAGACAUUGGACACGCUUGAGGCCUUCAAGAAGCACUUGCCUGACUUCACUGUUGAGGCUGAGAAAGAGGUGGACCUGGAGCAGUAUUUCCAAGCCAAUGGAGCUCUUCAUUGCACUACCAAAUUCUGUGACUAUGGCAAGGCUGAGGGAGCCAAGGAAUAUGCAGACAAACCAAUUGUUAAAGAGUUGUAUGGCUCUGCGUUCGAGCUGUCCCUCAGUGCCCUCUUCGUCACACCUCGCACUGUUGGUGCCCGGGUUUCACUCUCUGAGGAUCAGUUAACCCUGUGGCCUGCCGACGCUGAGAAGGAGGCAGUCCCUCUAGUCCCGGCUGCCGCCACCCUGCCCGCAGGCAGCCGUGCCCACAUCACCCUGGGCUGUGCGGAGGGGGUUGAGCCACAGCAGACUGGCUUUGACCUGCUGGAGAUCCUAGCGCUGCAGAAAGAGGGUCAGGAGGGAGAGCUGGUGGAGGAGAUGGAGCUCGGCUCCCUGGCCUACUACGGCAAGGGGAGGUGGCUGCUCAGUCUGAGGGAGCCCGUCUCCGCCCAGGCCUGCUUCUCCAGCCUCUACGGGCCCAAGAAGGCCGACACGACCAAGAAAGACGGGGACAAGAAGAAGAAGCAAAAGUGCACCAUACUGUAAAGGAGAGGGGGAAGGUGGUGGUAAAGGAUGGCUCGGGAUGAGUGGCGUACUAGUGUUCUGAUUUGUCUGUGGGGAGGUUUGUGUUUGUGCUACUUUUGGGGUUUGGGAGGCGUCUUGGAUAUCCACCCCAAAUCCACAAGCUGUGUGCCUUUCUCUAUUGCUUUGCUGCACAACCCAAGAGGCCUUUAAACCACAGUUUAGGUCAAGCUUAGCAUCUUGUUCAGUGUCUUGUCAUGCGUUUUAGUGCCAUAGUUGCAAUUGGAUAGGAUUUCUGUAGACAAGGCCUGAUUUCAUGGCUCAGAUGUAGUACUGCUGUACCUAGUACCGCUUCUCCCCGUUUGUGACCACUAUUUUUCCCUACUCAAUUCACGUCUAACACUAUAUACAACCCCUUCCGCAUAUGUCAGUGUUAAGCAUUUAGAUGUGUUUUCAUGUUUGGUGUGAGUGGCUCAAAUAGUAUUUUCAUCGCAUGCCAGAUUUUUCCGUUUAGCUGAUGUAGUUCUAGUCAUGAUUAGCUUCUUUGCAAGAAGUUGCACAUCUCUUUCAGUAAUUUCUCGUGACACUGGUCAUUUCCUGUGAUUUAGUCAGUCGGCCCUGUCAUGUGUUUGCAUUUGUAUGUGUGUGUUUAGUACGAAGGAAAGAGCUGGGUAAUUUCAUAAGUAGCUCAUGGGCCAAAAGGGUGUCUGUGUGCUUGAUUUGAUGAACUGUGAAUGUCAUUCAUCGAGGUCAUUCCUAAUUAACUCUUUUUGCACGAUGCAGCAGAAAUCAAAGGGAGAAUGCUGAUGAAUGUGCAGUUUGUUUGAUUAGCUGGCACUUACUUGGUACUUAUCAAAUGCUGUGAAACCAAGGCCACAAUUUGCAAUAUUCUGUAGUAUAGGUGACUGCAGCCUGGGAUCAUCCCUCUUUCUGUCAACCAUAGUUUUCGCAUGUCCAGUUGUAUGUAUUCACUGUCUUUUCAUGACUGAUGUGUAGGUCUCUUAGGGCAAAGCCAUGCUUGUGUAUUUCUUCCAAUGAGUCACUAUUUUUGCACAUGUUUUGUACACUUAAUAAAGGAAUUUGUUUUGCGGCAAAUA
Oncorhynchus mykiss (rainbow trout) is the source of this 3883-nucleotide messenger RNA. RefSeq lists its product as uncharacterized. NCBI's taxonomy places the organism in Eukaryota, Metazoa, Chordata, Actinopteri, Salmoniformes, Salmonidae. The record is from RefSeq and is a predicted model, not a curated record. Gene Ontology annotation, biological process: cyclic nucleotide catabolic process. Gene Ontology annotation, cellular component: membrane; cytoplasm. Gene Ontology annotation, molecular function: 2',3'-cyclic-nucleotide 3'-phosphodiesterase activity.